Messenger RNA from Schistocerca cancellata (South American locust), 3382 nucleotides. Its product is annotated as lactase/phlorizin hydrolase-like. The record is from RefSeq and is a predicted model, not a curated record. Gene Ontology annotation, biological process: carbohydrate metabolic process. The transcript has 24 exons. Gene Ontology annotation, molecular function: beta-glucosidase activity. The coding region runs from base 1 to 3324 and encodes 1107 amino acids. Lineage: Eukaryota; Metazoa; Arthropoda; Insecta; Orthoptera; Acrididae.
AUGGCGGCACGUGUGUCAUUAUACCUGGAGAUACUGGGAGUCGCCUGUCUGCUGGCGACCGCUUGCGCCAGAGAGGUGAAUCAGUUCCCAGAGGGCUUUCUGCUGGGUGCUGCCACAUCCUCCUACCAGAUCGAGGGCGCCUGGAACGAGGAUGGCAAAGGAGAGAGCAUCUGGGACCACAUGCUGCACGAGCAUCCAGAAUACGGCAACAACGGGGACAAUGGGGACGUGGCCUGUGACUCGUACCACAAGUAUGCCGAGGAUGUGCAGGCGCUCAAGGAACUGGGGGCCAAAGCAUACCGUUUCUCCAUCUCAUGGCCUCGUAUACUCCCCAAUGGGGACCUGGACGUGAUCAACCAGGCAGGAAUCGACUACUACAACAACCUCAUUAACCUGCUACUGGAGAACGACAUCCAGCCAGUGGUGACGAUGUACCAUUGGGACCUGCCGCAAGCCUUGCAGUACAUAGGGGGUUGGCCCAACCCCAUCCUAGCGGACUACUUCCUCGAGUACGCCAGGGUGCUCUUUGACAACUUCGGCGACAGGGUAAAAUGGUGGACAACAUUCAACGAACCAAUCACGUUCGUACGCGGCUACUCAACAAGCGGAGGCCAGGCUCCGUCGCAGAAGGCUCGCGGCAUCGGCAACUAUUUGGCAACACACACCGUCAUCAGAGCCCACGCCAAAGUCUACCGCCUCUACGACGAGCAGUACCGCUCCACGCAGAAUGGCAGAAUCGGCAUCACGGUGAGCACCAACUGGUACGAACCUUACAACGAUGAGGAGGAAAACCUGGCUGCCCAGGAGCGUAUUUUGCAGUUUGAGUUGGGUCUGUUCGCGAACCCCAUCUUCGUGGACGGCGACUACCCGGCUGUGGUGCGAGAACGUGUGGACAACAACAGCAGAGCCGAGGGUCGACCCAGGUCUCGGCUGCCCAGCUUCACAGACGAGGAGAAAAGGAUGAUCAACGGAUCUGCGGACUUCUUUGCUUUGAACUCAUACACAACUAUGGUUGUGAGGUCUGCAGAAUUUGGUUUCUCGCCCUCGUGGGGUCGGGACACGGGUACCUACAGGUCGUACAACCUCUCGUGGCCCGCCAGCGGAGCUACGUGGCUACGGGUUGUGCCGUGGGGUUUCCGAAAAGUUAUAAACUGGGUGUCAACAAGGUACCCGAACUAUCCAAUCUUUAUCACGGAGAAUGGCUACAUUGAUUCGGGAGAACUGGACGAUCAAGGACGCAUCAGCUAUUAUGGCCAAUACAUGGCUGAAAUGCUGAAAGCUAUUAACGAAGAUGGAGCCAACGUAAUUGGAUACACAGCGUGGAGCCUUCUGGACAAUUUAGAGUGGAACUCUGGUUACGAAGUGAAAUUCGGAAUCUACCACGUGGAUUUCAACAGUACUGAAAGGACAAGAACCCCCAAGGCAUCUGCGAGCUUCCUUGCUGGCAUCUACAGAAACAUGAGUGUACCAGAAGAAUAUGCUAAAGUAUACCGCUUCUCUAUCUCUUGGCCUCGCAUACUGCCUAAUGGGGGCCUGGACGUGAUCAACCAGUCGGGAAUCGACUACUACAACAAUCUCAUCAUUUUAUUACUGGAGAACGAUAUCCAGCCGCUGGUGACGAUGUUCCACUGGGACUUACCGCAAACUCUGCAGUACAUAGGUGGCUGGCCGAAUCCCAUCCUCGCGGACUACUUCCUCGAGUACGCCAGGGUGCUCCUUGACAACUUCGGUGACAGGGCUGCUAUAAACGAUCAUUUGGUGGCACUCGAGUGUUACCUGAUAUGGGCGAGAGUUUAUAAGCUGACAACGAGUACCUUUAGAGCAAUAGAUACCAACAUGAUGGCACCUGUGACGUUAUGUCUGGAGCUGUUGGGAAUUGUGUGUCUACUGGCAACAGCCACCAGCAGAGAGGUCAACCAGUUCCCAGAGGGCUUCCUGUUGGGAGCCGCCACCGCCUCCUACCAGAUAGAGGGCGCCUGGAACGAGGAUGGCAAAGGAGAGAGCAUCUGGGACCACAUGCUGCAUGAGCACCCAGAAUACGGCAACAACGGGGACAAUGGAGACGUGGCCUGUGACUCGUACCACAAGUAUGCCGAGGAUGUACAGGCGCUCAAGGACCUGGGGGCUAAAGUAUACCGCUUCUCUAUCUCUUGGCCUCGCAUACUGCCUAAUGGGGACCUGGACGUCAUCAACCAGCCGGGAAUCGACUACUACAACAAUCUCAUCAACCUAUUACUGGAGAACGAUAUCCAGCCACUGGUGACGAUGUUCCACUGGGACUUACCGCAAGCUCUGCAGUACAUAGGUGGCUGGCCUAAUCCCAUCCUCGCGGACUACUUCCUCGAGUACGCCAGGGUGCUCUUUGACAACUUCGGCGACAGGGUGAAACUGUGGACGACGUUUAACGAGCCCAUCUCAUUUACUCGCGGCUACGCUAGCAGCGGCGGCCAGGCCCCAUCACAGAACGCUUCUGGUAUCGGCGACUACCUGGCGUCGCACACCGUCAUCCGGGCGCACGCUAUGGUUUACCGCCUCUACGACGAGCAGUACCGCUCCACGCAGAACGGCAGAGUCGGCAUCACACUGAGCACUAACUGGUACGAACCUUUGGACGACCGAGAGGAGACGCUGGCAGCACAGGAGCGUAUGUUCCAGUUUGAGUUUGGCCUGUACGCGAACCCUAUCUUGGUGGACGGCGACUACCCGGCCGUGGUGCGCGAACGUGUGGACAAUAACAGCAGAGCCGAGGGGCGACCCAGGUCGCGCCUGCCCAGCUUCACAGAGGAGGAGAAGAGGAUGAUCAACGGAUCUGCGGAUUUCCUUGGAUUCAAUUCAUACACAACAAUGACGGUGUUUUCUCGAGAGCAUGGUAUCUCUCCAUCAAUGGACCGUGACUCGGGAGCCUUCAGGAUGCCCAACUACACCUACCCUACCAGCUCCACCGUCUGGCUCACGGUUGUGCCAUGGGGUUUCCGCAGAGUUUUGGACUGGGCGUCUACAAGGUACCCGAACUACCCAAUCAUCGUUACAGAGAAUGGUUACGCUGACUAUGGAGACCUGGAUGAUCAAGAGCGUAUCAGCUACUAUGGCCAAUACCUGGCAGAAAUGCUGAAAGCUAUUAACGAAGAUGGGGCCAAUGUAAUCGGAUAUACAGCGUGGAGCCUUCUGGACAACUUGGAAUGGAAUUCUGGUUUCAGUGUGAAAUUCGGUAUCUACCACGUGGAUUUCAACAGUACUGAGAGGACAAGGACGCCAAAGGCCUCGGCAACCUUUCUUGCUGGCAUCUACAGGAAUAUGAGUGUACCAGAAGAAUACUUCCAGUAAUUUUCUCGAUGUAAAACAACCGUGAGAAAUUUCCAAAUAAAUUAAAUAAUGACACAUA